Messenger RNA from Mollisia scopiformis, 1415 nucleotides. RefSeq names its product SGS-domain-containing protein. Gene Ontology annotation, molecular function: protein-folding chaperone binding. The transcript is spliced from 2 exons. The record is from RefSeq and is a predicted model, not a curated record. Gene Ontology annotation, biological process: protein stabilization. Lineage: Eukaryota; Fungi; Ascomycota; Leotiomycetes; Helotiales; Mollisiaceae. The coding region runs from base 99 to 1253 and encodes 384 amino acids.
AGCUGCAAUUCACAAAAGCCAACAACUCCUCGCACAAAGUUUCCCAACCUAUACAAUACCAACAACUCCGAACUCAAUACUCACGAUCGUUGACUAUCAUGGCGGAGGUCGGUUUCGCAAAUAAAGGCCAGGCUGCUAUCCAAGCCGGAGACUAUGCCACUGCUAUCAACUACCUCACGCAAGCUAUCCAGAUCUCCAAGUCACCGCUCUGGUUGACUUGGCGUGCGACUGCCUACCAGCGAACGAAACAGUACGAGCUCGCCCUUGCAGAUGGUGACAAUGCUGUCCUCGCAGCUAUCAAGCGUUCGAAGCGUGACUUGAUCGCAAACGCUCACUUUCGACGUGCAGUUGCCUUGCAUGGACUGAAACGAUACGGCGAUGCGAGGAUGUGCCUCCAUUGGGUCAAGGAAUAUAACGAGAAGGAGAAGGGCUUGACUAUCUGGCUUGCUAAGAUCAAGACCGACUACGACAAUGCGGGUGGUGACGAGGCGGAAUGUAAUCAGGUCACGGUGAAGAAGGUCCCAGACGAGGUCGAGGAUGUCUCGAAAGACACCAAACCGGCCGCAAAGGAGAAGGUAGAAGCUCCAGCAGUUGCUGCCAUACCUGUUGCACCGGCACAGACUCCAAAAGAGAAGAUCAGACAUGAGUGGUAUCAGUCUCCAACUACUAUUACCAUUGAGAUCUUCGCCAAAGGUGUACCAAAGGAAAAUACUGAAGUCAAGAUUGAAGCUGGAAGUCUCGAAGUCAGCUUCCCGCUUUCCGCCACGGACAGCACAUUUGAUUACACAAUCGAUCCAUUCUUCUCAAAAGUCGAUGUCUCUAAGUCGAGCCACCGGAUCACACCCCACAAGAUUGAGAUCGUCCUCCACAAGUCUACACCGGGUCUCAAAUGGUCUGCGUUGGAAGGUACCGAUUUAAUCCCCAGCGAACCCGUGAAGGAGGACACAAAGGCGGCUGUUCAAUUGCCAAAGCAAGAGACUGCGCCGGUCUAUCCCACGUCCUCGAAGUCUGGACCCAAGAAUUGGGACAAGCUGAUGGGUGAAGAAGAUGAUGAUGAUGGAGAAGGCGAGGAUGUGGACCGUUUCUUUAAGAAACUUUACAAAGGCGCCGAUCCUGAUACUAGACGGGCUAUGAUGAAGAGUUACCAAGAGAGCAACGGUACUUCUUUGAGUACGAACUGGUCAGAUGUCGGAAGCAAGACUUUUGAGACAAGCCCACCAGACGGAUUGGAGGCGAAGAAGUGGGAGUCUUAGGCUUUCAAAACUCUCGGGUCAUGGCGACGGAUAUUUUGCAGCAUUGCAGGGGCGUUUUUGAGCUACCUUUUACGAAGUUAAUGACACAGGUAGCGACCAUCUAGCAGGCGUACAAAAGUAUGAGAGAUACCUGACUGAAACGCAUUUCUUUUGAAAGUCCAC